Molecule: messenger RNA, 1416 nt
Organism: Ziziphus jujuba (common jujube)
Lineage: Eukaryota; Viridiplantae; Streptophyta; Magnoliopsida; Rosales; Rhamnaceae
Source: RefSeq, a predicted model, not a curated record
UUUAAAGAUUUGGUUAUAAGCUUUUGUUAAAGCCAUCUGUUUUAUUUUCAAGAAUGACCGAAAGGCUUUUCUUAUUCACUCUUCUGAUACCUUUCUUCCUUUUGAAGUGAUACAAAACUAUCAUCCCCAUGGUCUCAUCGAAAUUUUUUUUUUCAUGGAAUAUCUUAUUUUUCAUAUUCGAAACCUCAAUCGCAUGCCUCUCUUGCUUUUGUUUUUCUAUAAUGCAUUUUAUGUGAUUUGGGUCCUUUUCGUUAUAUAGAUCUUCCUCCCCUAGGGGGGCAGGCUCCGGCUUAGGAGCUGGAGGUAAGUUUAGAUCCAGAAGCAAUCGGUUUGAAGGGCCGACACCGCUUCCAUCGCCUCCGAUAGAAAGAGGAAUUUUUUCCAUUGCAGAAAGCACAAAAUCCAACCAUGAAAAAAAUGAAACGAAACCACGUCCCCACCAAGUCAAGAAAAAGCCCAAAAGCGUUUGAGUAGUAAACAGUACGGCGGCACUGAUAAAAAAUUGGAUAAAAAAAUAUCUGAUCAUUGAAAAUAUUCGAUUGAAAAAAAGAUUCAUUGUAAUUAUCCUUUUUUUCUUGGAAAGCAAAGCAGCCCUUUUUUGCUCCCUCUAUUGAUAGAUCAAGGGCCCUUCUGCCAUCGUUUCAGUGACUCAUAGGGCUUCCCUCAGCUCAGUCUUUUUGGUUCUUGAGAAUGGUCGCAACCUCUCCCAGGAUUGGAAUGAUUAUGCUUGCCCGAUGGGUCUACAUCCAUCCCUGAAUGUCGUCGGGUACUGUUCAUUUCCCUGCCAUUCUUGUAACCGUCACCUGUAAUCCACGUAGGUGUGUCCACACCCCCCUGAGUGGACGAGAAAAAAAGGAUUUCUCGGAGCAACCCCCCAGGUUCCAGACCCAGGAGUCAACUUUCCCAUAUGAGCAAUCGAUAGGUCGUCUGAGGGUUUGCCGCAAUUCAUUGCUAUGCUUACACACUAGGCUACCCUUCUCCGAAAGCUCCGCGGGACCACCUACCACUAGUCUUCGGCAGGAGGGGUUUAUUGCACAAACGCCGAGAAGCAGGCUCCCGAAGAGGGAAGCCUAACGAAUGUCAGAUGCAAAGCUCCGCACCUCAUUAAUAUCAUAUUAGCAUACUCCCCCCAAAAAAAAAGAGCAGACCCCAUUGAAGACGAGAGUGAGGUACAACAAGGCCAUUUCUAUCAACCGCUCUUCUCACGGAGUGGUACGUGGACGAUAUCGCUCAUACAGCUCCCAGCCAGCAAGAGUUAGCCUUCCUCUACAAGGAAUGGAAGUGUGGAUGAAUCAACAUCAAAUAGAGGAAUUCGAUUUCGAAAAUCCCAUGAUGGGUCAGGACGAGAAUGAAUUCGAGAAUCCAGGACAUACUCAUCCUGGAGCUUCUGCUCUCCUCUGGGGAGGGGUUUUAUAG